AUGACGAGGUACAUGCGACAGUUUGAGAAGUUCCAGCUGGCAGAUUUGGACAGCUAUUUCGAGGAGGCUUAUGCCCAAGCCCCAGAAGGCUCUUGGUUUUCUUGUUUUCGACAUUUCAGAACACGUGUGAUGAUGGUUGUCAACUUUAAAACGCCGGAAGAGUCGGGGUGGGCCAACAGCCAGUCUGAGGCCUGGUUUUUCAUCCACGUGGAUGCGGAGGUGUCGCCCUGUUUCCAUGGGGUCGGACGAUGCAUGGCCUCUGCACCUCUUUGUACUUGUAGCUGGGAGUCCCGGGAUGGAGGCCUUGUUCUGGAAGGAUUUAGUGGCAGCAGGACAGAGGAACUGCAUCAGCCAGGAAGCGCAGGACAGCGUAGGAUAGCGCAGGGUAGGAGCCCCUUACAACCUUACGAGCUCAGCAGCUCCAUCCCUGGUUGGACCUGCAUGCCGGGAAGGACCUUCGCAACCGCUGGUCCACGGUUCGGCCACGCGUACCCCGACUCACAAAGGAUUGUUCUAUCCGGGUCCAUGGCUGUUACUUUGUGCUGA
Symbiodinium natans is the source of this 546-nucleotide messenger RNA. NCBI's taxonomy places the organism in Eukaryota, Dinophyceae, Suessiales, Symbiodiniaceae. The record is from the annotation of a GenBank genome assembly.